Molecule: messenger RNA, 2445 nt
Organism: Cryptococcus wingfieldii CBS 7118
Lineage: Eukaryota; Fungi; Basidiomycota; Tremellomycetes; Tremellales; Cryptococcaceae
Exons: 4
Coding region: 1-2445 (814 amino acids)
Biological process (GO): DNA replication initiation; mitotic DNA replication checkpoint signaling
Cellular component (GO): nuclear origin of replication recognition complex
Molecular function (GO): ATP hydrolysis activity; ATP binding; DNA replication origin binding
Source: RefSeq, a predicted model, not a curated record
AUGCCCGCCCAAACACCCCGGAGAACGACAAGAGACUCGCUCAGAAAUCAGGCUACACCGAACUCGGUCCUGUCGCUCCGGGCGUACACCCCCACCACCACCGCCAAAUCGGUCACCACAUUGACCUGGCUCGGCAAACCUCGCGCCACAGAAGUCCAGAAAGACAAGUCGGUCCGUACAUACUACAACGCUUUCGACCGGCUGAUAUCCUACGGCGGGGGCCAUACCCCCAGUCGGAAAAAGAGCAAAAAACAGGACGAGAUCAGCCGGUUUACCGUUGGAGAUGGCGUACAUAUCAUCACCGAGGCGGGCUUGGCUGUCGGGGUGAUAAUUGCCUUGUGGGAAGAGGAAGAUGCCGAGAAAGACGGAGAAGAAGAGAGUGGCGAUGAGUCCGAAGAGGAAGAAGGCACUCGAAUGCGUGCCAGGAUACAUUGGGCGUCAAGCGAAGCCGACCUGCCGAGCGAGAUGCGAUCUGAUCUCAAAACCAGAGAAAACGAAGUGUUCAUUCAAUACUCUCUCAGUCCGAAGACACGCUCCGUGACAGAAGACAUCCCUCUUUCAGCUAUCCACGCCAACAUCCCUAUCUUAUCCCGAGAUACAUUCCUUCACCAAUAUGCCGAUGACUUUCAAGAGAAGAGAAAAGGCGGAUGGGGUGGCUGGGAUAUCCACGUAGAGGGUGUCUACUGGUGUGAAAGAGCAUUGGACUCUCUUGGGGCAGGGUCGCCCUGUUACUCUUUCGACAUUGACGAGUGGCGGGGUAACGGCAAACAAUCCGGGGAUUGGGGUAUCCACGACCUUUCCCUGAUUCCACGUACUACAAGCACGGGACAUUCUGUAAAAACGAAAAAGGCGGAAGUGGUCGUCGAGUCCGGGGAUGAGGGCGAGAGUGAUGGCAGCGGAGACAAUUUUAAAGCUCAAAGCGAAGACGAAGGCGAAGAAAUGGAAGAGGAUGAAGGCGACGUCGAGGAAGAGCUCUGUGCACCCCCUUCAAAACGAAGGAAGGUGGCCAAGCCGAAACCCGCCAAGAAACCUAGAGCCGCCCCCGUCAAGCGAACCAAAUCUAUCCCAGCUCCCAAAGCAGUCAAAUCAAAACGAAAAGUUCAUCCUCAGACAUCGGCAUCAGCUCUACCCAGCGAAACCAUGGAUAUCGAAAAGCUGCCCGUGGACCCCUUCGAGAGAGCGUUGAGACUGCUGCAUGUUGGGGCUACGCCAGACAGUCUACCAUGCCGAGAAGAGGAAUUUGUGGAUGUAUUGAGCAAGGUCGAAGAGGGUGUUGAGAGUGGAGGCGGUGGUUGUCUUUAUAUCGCGGGCACGCCUGGUACUGGCAAGACAGCCACAGUCCACGCGGUCGUCAAAGAGCUCAGACGUAAAGCUCAAGACGGCGAGAUCCCCGCUUUCUCUUACGUCGAGAUCAACGGUCUCAAAAUACCUUCACCACAGCAUGCCUAUACUGUAUUAUGGGAGGCUAUCAGCGGAUCGCAAGGGACGAGUGCAAAGACUGCUCUGAGAGGUCUCGAGGGUCAUUUCAGCAAAAAGUCUGGAGUCGCGAGAGGGCCGAGAGGGCAUACUAUCGUCGUCUUGAUGGACGAACUCGACCAGCUUUUGACCUCCAAGCAAGACGUCGUUUACAACUUUUUCAAUUGGCCCACCAUGCGUGACUCUCGCCUCUACGUGAUUGCUGUUGCCAAUCGUAUGGACCUCCCCCAACAGCUCGCAGCCAAGAUCAAGUCUCGUCUCGGCUUGCAGAGCAUCAUGUUUGAGACAUACAAGAAAGACCAUCUGGUUAGCAUCGUGCAGUCGAGGCUUGUGCCGCAUCCAAAGGCGCCGAGUCAAGAUCCAAAGGUUCUGUUGCCGGAUGCGAUUGCACUGGCGGCUAUAAAGAUGGCAGGUACGAACGGUGAUGCGCGACGGGUUUUGGAUGCUUGUCGAAGAGCGGUGGAGAUCGCUAUAGAGAAUGGCAAGAACCCACAAGCGUCCGUCUCUGGUGCCCCACCCAAACCCCCUGGCCCUCAGCCGGUGACCUCUAGGCAGAUGAACGCCGUCCUAAACAUCAUGUCUUCCUCCCCUACCGCCAAAUAUAUUCAAGCUUGCUCUCUACAGCAAAAAGUCAUGCUUGCCGCGGUGGUCCGCUGCGUCAUGCGCCAAGGAUUGUCCGAAGUAUCGUGGAAGAGCGUCAAAGACGACCAUGAUGCUUUGACGAGAAAUCUUCUAGCGGAUACAACCACGGGAGAGGCUGGUGUGGCGGCUGACGCAGCUCUACUGUCGAAUGCUGAGCUGGCGAUCGUGUUGAGCGGUCUGACGAGCUCGCAUGCUUUACUGUGCUCGACGAAUUUGAGCAAGGGGCUAGAUGAAAGAAAGAUUGCGUUGGGAAUGGAGGUGAGAGAGGUGGGAACGGCUUUGACGAAUGAAGGAGACGAUUGGAGGAGGGUUAUGGCGGGGCUGUAG